UCAAUUCCACAGUUCUAGAGUAACUUAAAAUAAGAAAAAUGAACUACUCAUUAGGUAUUCAAUUUACAUCAUGAUGAUCAGUAGAAUUUAAGCCGUUAUUCCCCUCUCUUUGAAGCUAUACAAAUACAACAACCAUAGAUGAUUCAACGACGUUAAUAAUUGAUUUUCUUCUUCAAUUCAAUACAAUACUUUCACUCGUACAUCGCAAUUGCCCACAAUUACUCGUCAAUUCGACGUCAUUCCACUCAAACAAAAUCUUUUAUGUCCGGCCUUUGGGAUAGUCGCCCUUCAUCUGUGGGGGACCGAAUCCCAACAACUCUUGGAUCCGAACAUUUAGGACAUGACAGAUUACACGGAGAUGAUCCAAUACCUGGAGAAUCAGGAACUGUAGCUAUGACAGGCGAUAAUGAUGAUGUCGAUAUUGAGAUCACGGCAUCUCAAAAGAUGAUCUCGGCAAUGUCUGGAAGUCUAUUGACAUCGUUGUUAGUUACUCCUUUAGAUGUCGUUAGAGUCCGUCUACAGUCACAACCUUCCCAAUCUCCUCUAACAGCGAUUCGAAAAGCUGCUCUGGCCUCCCCUCAAACUUUCGGUACGUUACCACCAAAUCUAGGAAUAACAGCAUGUUGUCGAGAAGUUUUCUUCACCAGCGGUACAACGAGCGAUGGUUGCAUGGCUGCACCUAGAGUAAGCGCUAUGGAAGGUGUAGGAUGUGCCGUUGAAGAAACACAAAAAAAAACCUUCAAUUCAACUUUCGACGGGAUGAGAAAGAUUGCGCGGAAUGAAGGGGUCACGACUUUAUGGCGAGGAUUAUCACCUACUUUGGUCAUGACAGUUCCUUCGAACAUAAUAUACUUUACGGGAUACGACUGGUUACGAUUCAACAACCAAAGUCCUAUAAAUCGAAUGUUCAAUGAUAAUUACGCCCCUCUUGCUGCUGGCGCAUCCGCCAGGACUAUAGCCGCUACAGUGGUCAGCCCGAUCGAAAUGUUUAGGACGAGAAUGCAAGCUAGUCAGGCAACUGGGGGAACACAUUUUUCGGAAACUGUGAAGAGUGUUGGCGAGAUGGUUUCACUUCACGGCUAUACAUCUUUGUGGCGAGGAUUAACUUUAACACUUUGGAGAGAUGUUCCAUUUUCUGGAAUUUACUGGUGGGGUUAUGAAUCCAUAAGAGGGGCUUUGACAGAUGCACGAGAACGGAGUCGUGGGAGAACAUAUGAUCGAAAUACUUCCAGAGGUCAAAUACGUACCAGAUCACAAAGUCGAGAAAACCACUCGGCGACAUUCCUGGAUAGUUUUAUUGCUGGGGCGUCAUCUGGAGCAGUUGCUUCUAUUUUGACUAUGCCAUUCGAUGUUGGAAAGACACGUCAACAAAUCUUUCAGGAACCAGGGAAAACACCUGCUGGAGUUGAAAAGGUUUUAGCACCUGAAGAACAAUCCAUGCCAAGGUUUCUUAUGCACAUUUUCAAAGAAGAAGGUCUCGGAGGUUUAUGGAAAGGAUGGGUCGCCAGGACUCUGAAGGUCGCUCCAGCAUGUGCAAUUAUGAUCAGCUGUUAUGAAGUAGGCAAGAGAGCAUUCAGGAGUGUGAAUGAGAAAGCGGAAUUAAAGCGAGGAACCGAGUGAUGAAACGAAUCCUCCCCUCUUAUGGACGGAUGGAAGGUUGGUUUGGCGCACAAAAGGAACACGGAAUUGUAAUACUAAGCGUUUAGAAGCAUAGCGUUUUUGAGCAGGUACCCGGAAUUUUGUAUAGUAUUAGAGAUCCUAGAAACUAAGAUGACUUGAGCGAGAUUAUAUACCCAAAGUUUCAAAAUCGAAGAUUAGGAAGC
Botrytis byssoidea is the source of this 1823-nucleotide messenger RNA. RefSeq lists its product as uncharacterized. Gene Ontology annotation, biological process: mitochondrial transmembrane transport. The transcript has 2 exons. The record is from RefSeq and is a predicted model, not a curated record. NCBI's taxonomy places the organism in Eukaryota, Fungi, Ascomycota, Leotiomycetes, Helotiales, Sclerotiniaceae. The coding region runs from base 262 to 1620 and encodes 452 amino acids.